UUCCACAUGACCUCCGCACCAUAUCAAAAUGUCCGGCAGCGUUGGGUUACCGGCUACCUGGUCUUAUCUUCUACGCGCAAAUGUGGGUCGAGCUCGUAACCUAACAAAUGGACGUCAUGUCCGGAAACUUUAUCCGUUGAUCUUUUAACAUACGCGCACAUAAUCCACACGCUUCAACUCCAACCUAUUGCAACUCAUGUGACAUCACUGAAUCUGGUAUUGCCCUUAUGCUUUUCUAGUUCACAAAUAUGCCAAUUGCUGCUCAUAAAGGACUGCUGUAUGUGAUUGAAAAGUUUGGUUAUUUCGUCUGAUGAAUUCGCUGUGUAGAUUGGUUUAGUUUCACUGUGGACUAACAUCCCGCCUCUUUCAAAUCCUCGGAACUCAUUUCAGAGAAGAUACAUCAAAUAUUUUAAAAUCACUUGAAAUCCAAGCACUCAGUGCUAGGAGGCUCCUCAUGACAUCUAAUCAGCUUUUCCUUGAGCAGGAAAACAAUCGAAGAGCCGAAGAACUUUCGCACAAAGUUUCAUUACUAAAGUCUUUCGCGAAAGACAUUGAAAAUGAAACCAAGGAGCAAAAUACCUUUUUGGAUCAAAUGCAAAACUCCUUCGAUACCGCUGGCGGCUUACUCUCCAAUACACUGGUCCAGGUGUUUGGGAUACCCAAGCAUCGCACCAAAAACCGUAAAUUUAUGUGCUAUGCGGUCCUGGUGAUGGUGCUCCUGAUUGUGGUGGCUUACUUCACCAUUUUUCGUUCGUCAAACUAAUCGGCGCCUCUUAUUUCAGAAUUUUCCUGUAUCUCUAGUUGAUUCGCGCAUUCGGGAUCUAGGCUUCGGCCUAACAAACUCAGCUGUUCACAUACUUGAAUAAGCAUGCUCUACAACGUACCGCAUAUUGUUCAGUUCUUCUGUAUCAUUGCAAACAGUCUUCAUUCAGAUCCGGUUGUCCUUUGAUCUUCACUUGAUGUACACAAAACUAUCAUUCUAUCUGUGAUAGACUGCCUAAAGCAGGGAUGUAUCAUUGGUUGUCCCUCAUUGUAAAAGCAUGUGAUUAUUGCGAGCGUUUUUCGUUGAUUUCUUGUGAAUAUUUGAUCCUCA
Messenger RNA from Opisthorchis viverrini, 1093 nucleotides. RefSeq lists its product as hypothetical. The coding region runs from base 455 to 763 and encodes 102 amino acids. Gene Ontology annotation, molecular function: SNAP receptor activity. Gene Ontology annotation, cellular component: Golgi trans cisterna; SNARE complex. The transcript has 3 exons. Gene Ontology annotation, biological process: retrograde transport, endosome to Golgi; regulation of retrograde vesicle-mediated transport, Golgi to ER. The record is from RefSeq and is a predicted model, not a curated record. NCBI's taxonomy places the organism in Eukaryota, Metazoa, Platyhelminthes, Trematoda, Opisthorchiida, Opisthorchiidae.